GAAAGUGAACUUUUAAAUUCUAACGACGUCAGAUUCUAUCACGAGGAAAUAGUUAAACCACGAUUAAUUUUACAAUCUAACGAAAAAAAACGAUUCAAGCUUCGAUAUCGUCCUAUAGAAAUGGGAGAUCAUCGACAAAGUUAUACUUUCUCGAUAGUCGACAAUCCUCACACUACAUAUCAUAUCGAAGUUAAUGGAAUUGCGUCGAUACCGAGACUUGAUAUGAAUCCUUACAUAAUUUUUGAAAAAAUAAUGGAGAAGAAAAUAGAUGAAACAAACGAACCUUCGUUUAUUUUGGAUGAUGGUAUAUUCGAUUUUGGAUCUUUGGUAUUACUCAAAAAAGAAAAAAGAUCAUAUCAUUCUGCAGUGAAAUUCACUUUAAGGAAUAUAACACCAAUAGAGGCAGAAGUAUCGUUAUGUUUUAAUGAUAGCAAUGCAAAUGAAUUUAAUGUUCAACCAGAAACAUUGAUUAUUCCUCCCUACGAAGAUAGGAAGGUGACCAUAUCAGCCGAGAUCAAUAAACUCGGUCCAUUUUAUAACAAAUUAUAUAUUUGUACAAAAAAUAAUCCACAGAUCGAUAUGAUCGAAUUACGAUGUUACGGCAUUAAAUUGGAGGUUGAACUCGAUGAGAAACAAUUAUCUUUUGGGCGUGUACUUCUCUACAGAAAGGUAGAUCAUUUUACUACCAUUCGAAAUAGAUCCACAGUACCGAUAUUCUGGCGUAUCGAAUGUAAAGAACCUUUCGAGGCGCAAAUAACAUUUAACCCAAAAGAAAACCUUCUAUUACCUUUAAAAGAACAAAGGAUCGAAUUUUCCUACGAUGCCAGCACGGUUAUAGAAAAAAAAAUGGAUUUUCAAAUAUUUCUGCACGAGGACGAUGAAGAUCCCGUUAAUACCGACAUUAUUACAAUUUUUGCUGAGACAUACGACGUAUUGGUUGACAUAAAUUAUGCCAAUCCGAUCGAUUUAAAAUUUGUCAAGGUCGAUCAUCCUGUCAAUGCACAUUUCGAUAUAAAAAAUCGUGGAAAUUACGAAAUUCAAUACACUAUCAAUUUCAACGACAACGCAAAGCUAAACAAUAACCUUGCCAGACCGACAAACGUGAAAAAAAAUCUUGAGAUUAAUCCAGUUAUCGGUACGAUACAGCCACAGAAAACAGUUACGGUGGAAAUGACGUUUUUACCAAAAAAUGAGAUCCAUUUAAUAGGAGCACCGAUAUUAAUCUGUCACAUUCUCGAUCCUAAUCAACAACCGAUGAUUGUAGCAGAACUUCCUUUGACCGUUUCCCUUCAAGCUUAUUAUAACAAAUUCAAUAUAAAUCCUUAUUCUGAAAUAAAUUUCGGCAUGAUCCCGAUUUGCACUAAAAAGAUCAUGAAUCUCGAUAUCGAAAAUACAGGAGUCGUCAAGUUUCAUUAUAUAAUACACAUUCCAGCAAAAUCAAUGUUCUUGCCUGUUAGUGUAAGAAAAGAAGAACGAACGAAGAAAUUAAAUACCGGAAGGGACACAGAAAUCUUGAGUAAAAGGGAAAAGAAAUCGAUGAAGACUGAAAAAACAGACAUGAAUGUUAAGAGCACGUUAAAUAUUGGUCCAUUUACAUUAAUGAAAAUAGAGGCUGACGUCGAGGCCGGACAGACCGAUACUAUAGUAAUCGAAUGUUACCCGGAAAUAGUUGGCUCUCAAGAAGAACAGAUUGUUGUUUUUGUUCCGGAUACUGUUAUGGAAUACAAAGAUGGGAAAAAAUUAGUUCUGCGCGUUGAGUCUUCCAUUCCAUUGAUCGAUUUCACGAAUUUAGAUAAUAUGUUUCGAAGCAAUCAUAUUGUUGAUAACAUAGAAGACUUUCUAUGUCCCAAAGAGAUCGGUGCUCACACAGUGUUCGCACGUCAACCAAAGUGCCUCCAUUUUCGUCGCGUCACUAUGUCAAACGCAUACACGACUUGUUUCGAGGUCCACAAUAGAGGUAUCGUACCUGCUGACAUAAUAGUCAAAGCUUUCGUGAAAAGGCCUUCGAACGUGAAAGCUACAACUUUCAUUGUGGAACCACAAAAGGAACGGAUACCAGCUCAUAGUUAUAAAAGGAUCAACAUCACUUUCUCUCCUGCGUUGAUCGAAACCUAUUAUGGGUAUUUAGAGAUCUCGGUAAACUUGCCAGUUCAUAUAAAUACAGAAAAAUUAAUGAUUGACCUAAUCGGUGAAGCCUGCGUGCCGGAAAUAACAAUAACGGAACCAACAAUCGGUGGUGUACAUGAUAGAUCAAUCAUAAGAUUUCAUCGUACACUCGUAGAAGAAACGAGUAUUGAAAAAUUUUCUUUUGAAAAUAUCGGAUUUGUUAAAGCAAAUGUUAUCGUUGAAAUUUAUGAUGAUCCCAAUAGUAUCUUCAGCUUCUCAGCUACUCCCGACACUCAGACUCUUCUACGUACAACGGAUUAUGAGGACGAUGUUCGUGACAAACGAUGCUUCACCGUUGUUACUCGUAUGAUGCCACAAGAUGUUGCAAGUUUCGAAGUUAUGUUUUCACCGAAAUAUAUUGGAAAGUAUACAGGUCGUAUACGUCUUUUUAUCGUUGAUAAUCCUUAUGACAAUUUAACGAUCGAUCUCGAAGGUGAGAGCUUCCUCGAAUCGAUCGUACUUCAGGAUUUAGAGUUUCUUAACUUCAAGUCUAACAAUCGUCGAGAAUUGAACUCGAAGAAAAAUAAAUUAUCUUCUAGCUCGUUAACAGAUACAACACCACCUGUAUUUCUCUCUUAUAAAUUGGAUUACGGUACGUGUCAGAUCAACAAAAUGUAUAAAAGAACAUUCAAGAUCGUGAAUAAAACUUUGGAUCGAUGUUUUCGUUUUCAAUGGACCGCUCAUCCCAACGUAGUUUUCGAACCAUCGAUUGGACAUCUUCAACAUUCAACGAGCAAACAAGUUACUGCUACUUUGCUCGAAUCUGAACCUAAGAGACAUGAUGUAACCAAACUAGAGUGUGUCGUUUCGCAAAUCGAAAUUUCGAACUACACGGGGGAAAAUUCUUGGGACGAUAGGCAAACCAUCGUACGUUGGGAGAAAAUCGAUAUCGCCGAUAGUAAUAAAGAGGACAGCUUAUCGAAAAAGAACGUAGAACCAACUAACGAGCCAGAACAUGCUACAAUACCUGGGACAACUAGAUGUAUACUUUUGUUAAUAAACGCAAUAAUAGGAUUUUCAGAAUAUUCUUGUUCGACGACUUCGAUUGAUUUCAAGGACACACUUAUGUUCCAAAAACGUGAAUACACGUUCACCUUAUCAAAUCCAAGCGAUGUUAAUACGGAUUAUGUUUGGAUGAUAAAUAUGGAUGAAGAAUAUCCAAAACGAAUAUCAGGUAGUACGAUACGCCUCAGCGAAAAAUCGAGAUCUUGUGAAUUUCGAUCUCGGUCAGGAUCGAAAUCAUCACGAGGAGUUCUUUAUCCGACUGAAAAGAAUGAUAACAAUAAUUUACGUUUACAUCGUUGUAAACCACUUCCUAGUCAUGAACCUUUCUUGGACAUAAAACCACGUCCGUGUACCUGCAAAGAGUCGGAUCUUUAUAGCAGCACAGCCUGCCUGACGGAUCGAAGUACCGACAGUUGGCUCGAAGGCGAGGAUCUACCAUUCGAGAUAGUUCCACGAAGUGGGACAAUGCUACCCGGAGAAUCUCUAGAAUGUACCCUAACAUUUUCACCCAGAGAUGUAUUUGAUUACAAAGCCUAUCUUAAUUGCAAGAUAGAAAAUCUUAAUCCAAAGUUAACAGAAUUAGUGAUCCCUAUCAAAGCAAGAAGUAUACUUCCUUAUUGUCACUUUGAUGUACCUGAAAGUGAUUACAUAUCAAGUGGCAAACGUGAUCGAAAAUUACCAGGACCUAUCGGGUACUCAAUGACCGACAUGAUUGUAGAAAACAUUAGAGUGAUCGAAUUGAAUGUGAUCGGUAUUGGUAAUGUUCACACGAAACGAUUUCCUAUGAUAAAUCCUACGACCGAUAAUUAUCAUUUUUCUUGGAAAAAUCAUACUCCUUAUUCCAUCAACGAGAUCACCAAUUUUCAAUGUUUAGUAUCGGAAGGUGUUGCAGAACGUGGGAAACAAACUGAAAUGGCAUUCACAUUUUUAUCAACUGACGUUGGCACUUUCGAGUCCUUUUGGAUAUUCUCAAUCAAAAAAUAUGAUCUAAAAUGUCUGUUUCUUUUUGUUGCUAUAGUUAAGGAACCUGUAGUAUACUGCACGAGGCCUUAUUUAAAAAUGAAACCUACUCUUCUGGACCUCGAAGUACAAGAUUCCGUGAGUAUUAUCAAUAAAGAAGAUUUUGAUAUUUCUUUUAAAAUAUCAGAAGAAAGUCUCUACUCCGAAGGACAUUAUCAAAAUAUUAUAGUGACACCAAUGAACGGUAUUCUUAAAGCGAAUGACGAGCAAACGUUUUGGAUUAAUUAUAAACCAAAGUUAGUAGGAGAGUUUCAUUUCUCUGUCCAAUGUAUCCUAAAAUUCUUAAGAAAUCCACUUAUAUUUUUUAUAACCACCACAACUUAUGACAUAAUGCCUUGCAUCACGUACAUUAACAAGAAGAAUGAGGAUAUCAAAUUGUUAGAUCAUCAAGAUAAUAUCAUCGACUUCGGCAAAAUAGUACCCAAAAGAUCUAAUAUCAUUAGAUUCAAAAUAAUCAAUUCAGGCAAUGUAACAUUUUACUAUACAUGGGAUCUUGGUAUGACACCAGAGAUCAUCAGUAUGAAUGCGUAUGUAAUAUCUAUAUCUGAAAGGAAAGGUCACGUUACAAGUGAAUCCCAUACAACUUGUUGUCUAACUUUGAUGGCUAAACGAAAAAUGUUUAUAAAAAAUCAUUGUGUUAUCCUAAAGAUCUUGAAAGGUCCAACUUAUCGGUUAAUUUUAAAAGCAAUUGCGUGUAAAGCUCCUAUAGAAUUUAGCUUUCGUCAAUACAAUUUUGGUCCCUGUUACGUGCGAGAAUCAUCACCUUAUCAAACCGAAUUGCGCGUGAGCAAUACUGGGAAUAAGCCUCUCAUAUUGGAAUGCAAGUUCGAGGAACGACCACACAUGUCGAUUAAUUUGAAUGAAUUAUCUCAAAUUUUGGCAGGCAAAUCCAGCAUAAGUAUUCCUAUCAAAUUUCAACCUAUGCAGGAAAUUAAUUACGAAGAAAUUUUAACGUUUCUGAUCAAUUCGACUGUCGAGGAAAAUGUUAAGAUCACUGGCGAAGGGAUCAGUUACAAAAUCCGUCUGGUGAAUUCACAUGAUAAAAUAAUCGAAUUGGGUAAUGUACCGGUACAUAAGACGUUGAUAAAAAAAGUACCUGUGAUUAACGAGGGUCGGGCACCGGUUGAUUUGAAAUUCGAUCUAAUGAGCAAUCUAUUGCAAGACAAAAGAUAUGUAGAAAAAAUACCUACGUGUAUCCCAAAAUCGUACGAGGAAAUCAUAAGAUAUCAGGAAUAUGUAUCUAUGUUAAGAAGCAAAAAAUUUAACGAGGAUGAUAAAAGUCUUCGAAUGGAUAUGACAUAUGCUGCUCAAGCUCUGAUAAUUGAACCAUCCAAUAUGACGCAAGUUCGAACGAACGAAAAGAUAGAUUUGACGAUCAAAUUCAAAGCAACGUCUAGGAUAAACAUGUUUACUCAAAAAAUCGGAGCUAUGGUCGACUCGACCAUUUUCUCUCUUUUUAUACUUCGCGGUAGUUGCGUUGGACCAGAGUUUCGUUUAGACAAAACGUAUAUCGCAUUUGGUACCGUCAUUCAAGGUUGUAUCAGUGAAACUAAAUUGAUUUUGAUGAAUAUUGGCGAAGUAGGAGGAAAGUUUACAUGGAACACGUCGAAUUUGCCGAUCGAUUUUAAAAUUUCACCUAAAUCCGGUUACUCUUCUCCUGGCACCAACGUUCAUUUUAUCGUGAAAUUUGAACCGAUUCACGAAAGAAAUGUAAUUGAAGGAUACGCAGAAAACGUGAUAGAAAAGCUUGACACAUUAAAAAUAAAAAUAACUGGUGCUUGUAAAAAAUUACCGGAUCCGAUUGAAACAUUAUCUUUUAAGACUUUUGUUCGUUCGAAAGAAUCCAAAUCCAUAAACGUCUUUAACGAUACUGUAUUACCGUGGAAAUUAAAGCCAGAAAUAUCUGGAGAACAUUUUUACGUUGACAAUAUUCUCAAUAUUCCUCCGGAAGAGUCUACUUCCUGUACCGUCAUUUAUCAGCCACUUGUUAUGAAUACCGAAGACAAUCUUCAUAAGGUAAACGAACGUGCUAUAAUACAUUAG
Vespa velutina is the source of this 6234-nucleotide messenger RNA. RefSeq names its product hydrocephalus-inducing protein-like. Gene Ontology annotation, biological process: axonemal central apparatus assembly; cilium movement. The annotation marks the transcript as partial. Gene Ontology annotation, cellular component: axoneme. NCBI's taxonomy places the organism in Eukaryota, Metazoa, Arthropoda, Insecta, Hymenoptera, Vespidae. The transcript has 26 exons. The record is from RefSeq and is a predicted model, not a curated record.